Pocillopora verrucosa is the source of this 951-nucleotide messenger RNA. Its product is annotated as adenosine receptor A3-like. Lineage: Eukaryota; Metazoa; Cnidaria; Anthozoa; Scleractinia; Pocilloporidae. Gene Ontology annotation, molecular function: G protein-coupled receptor activity. Gene Ontology annotation, cellular component: plasma membrane. Gene Ontology annotation, biological process: G protein-coupled receptor signaling pathway. The record is from RefSeq and is a predicted model, not a curated record.
AUGGAUUUCAACUCAUGGAACAUUUUUUGGAGUUCGGCUUUCGGACUGUUAGCGGUACUGAUCGUUACAGGAAACUUCUUCUCCAUCUGGGUAUUCCACCGACAGAGAUCCCGCAAACGAUCUUACUUUCUAUUAAUCAGUUUGGCUGUUGCUGAUUUAAUGGUCGGAUUGUUCGCAAUUCCACUUUUAAUAACUCGGAGAAGCACACGACAUUCUCAUUUGCGGUGGCUCCUGUCAACGUCUUUUGACGCUUUCACUGGUUUAACUUCCAUCUAUACACUAGCAGUCAUUUCCUUGGAGAGAAUGUUUGCCAUCGUAUGCCCCCUACGUCACAGAACUCUGACAUUUCGUAAUUACCUCUGUGCUAUUGCCAUGCCGUGGAUCGUAGCAGCGGUUUUCGUUGCUGUUCUUAUUCUUCACUUAAAUGGGAUCAUAAAACAUCCAAGUUACAAAGUUCUUCUCCUCUUGUUCCAGACCACGCCAUUGCUAACCAUGUGUGUCGCGUAUUUCUGUAUUUGGAUCAAACGGAAAUCUACGAAGGGAAUCCGAAAUCACAGAGCUGCAAGAGAAUCAAAAUUAGCCAACACAUUAUUUUUGGUUUCAGGAGCCUCUCUUAUAACUUGGACUCCAUAUCAAAUGAUAAAUAACUUGUCAUACUUUGAAGGUUUGGGUUUUCGGAUUUCUUUGACAAUUUUCUACCUAAGCAAGAUUUUGCAGUUCAGCAACUCGCUUGUGAACGUGGUAAUUUAUCCCCAAAGAAUUCCAGAAUUUAAGACAAUUCUCAAGAACAUAAUUCAUUGUUAUAGGGCUGCAUCAGAGACCUACAACUGCACGCUCCCAACCAGCUGUUCCUUUGAACAGAAUCGCUUAAUUGCGAUGCUGAACAGUAAAUUUUACUCAAAGAUGGGGAAUAUGAAUUCCCAUUAUAUUGACAAUAGCAGAAAAAAGUGA